AUGGGGCCAGGGACGCGCUUCCUGCUGGAGGCCGCCGCGUCGGUUGGGCUCGAGGGUGACGACGGCUCUGGGACCCUGGGAGCAGUGACCCCUGCAGCAGGAGCACAGCCUGCUGAGGUGGGCCUGGCAGCAGCUGGGGCCCAGCCUGACGCUGCGGACGAGGGGAGGGAGGCGGGAAGCCUUGACCCGGAGCCGUCGGAGGUCCAAGCCCCUCCCCUGGCCAUCCCACCGCCAUCGCCAGACCCCCCAGUGCCCCCUGAAGCCCACGCUGACAAGGAGCCGACGGUGGUGAUUGAUGAGGCGCCCCCGCAGCAGCCCUGGCUGGCCCGGGCCCCCCUCUGGCUCUACGUCCUCAUCGGCUCCUCCGGCCUCCUCGUCCUGCUGGUGCAUCUGGUCCACUGCACGCUGAGCAUGCUGUGCCCGCAGCCCCAGCCCGAGCAGCUGGGGAAGGGGAAGGACGACCCGGAGGCCGGCCACACGGCCCCAGGCGAGCAAUUCCUGAUCCGGGACUUACCCUCGCCAUACAGCAGCCCCCCGUCCAUGCGCUCUGCUGUGUCACCCACGGGUCUCAGGCUGGCGAUGCCCUCCAUCCCCACGGUAGACAUCUCUGUGCGCCGGAGGGACCUGAGCGCCAUGGGGUGGGCCAUCAACCCCUCAGCCUCCGACUCCGCCGCCUUUCACAACCCCACCUUCCAGGCGGGCAGCAGCCUCUUCGACGAGGCGUCCUUGGGGUCGGGCGACAGCCCCGGCGCCGGGGUGUUCUCGGAGGACAGCAGCCCCGCAGCCUCGCCGCUGCGCAAGGCCUCGCACGACUUUGCCCUGGGCACGACGGUGUCGCGCGCCGACAGCGGCGCGCCCGCCUCCCCUGCAAGCCAGGAAAGCGUUGCCACGCUGCACCCCGCGGCCUCCAUCCAGCCGCACGAGGUGGCGGCCGCGCACGCCGUGCUGGCGGCCGACGGCGAGGCCUGGCCGCGCCCUGGCUCACCGCCAGCGCCCGAUCCGGCAGGGGCUGCAGGAGUGGGGGGCGAGGCUGAGACGCUGGGGCAGGGUGGAGCAAGUGAGGAUGUGGCCGAGCCGCGGCUGGCGGCCGAGGUUCGCGUGCUCUCCCUGCUGGGCUCCGGCAGCACCGGCAGCGUCUACGCCGGCACCUGGCGCGGCGCGCCAGUGGCGGUCAAGCGCAUCCACCCCGCGCUGGCGGCCGCCCCCGGCGCGGCGCGCGCGCUGGCCCGCGAGGUGGGCGUGCUGUCCGGCCUGGCGCCCCACCCCUGCAUCGUGCCCAACCUGGCGGCCUGCCUCGCCCCCGGGCACCUGUGCCUGGUCCAGGAGCUGGCGGCGGGGGGCUCGCUGCACGCCAAGCUGCACGACCAGGGUCGCCGCCCGCAGUACGGCCUGCUGCUGGCGCUGGCCGCUGACCUGGCGCGGGGCAUGGCGCACUGCCACGCCGCGCGCCCGCCGGUGGUCCACCGCGACCUCAAGUCCCACAACGCCUUUUCCGGCGGCCCCGUCGCCGCGCCGGCCGACGUCUGGGCCUGGGCGCUGGUGGUGCACGAGAUGCUGGGAGGGCGGCAGCCCUGGGCGGAGCUGGGGCACGUCAUGCAGGUGGUGGUGGCGGUGGGCGUGGAGCGGCGCCGCCCAGCCAUGCCCCUGGGCACGCCGCCCGCACUGGCCAAGCUGCUGCGCGAGUGCUGGCGCCACGAGCCCGCGCUGAGGCCCACCAGCACCCAGCCCAUCACCGGCGCCACAUUUGAUUUUGCAGGGGCGGCUGCCCGCGUUCUUGACCUCUGCUUGGCAUGUGAUACCCGCUACUGCUCCCCGUACUGA
This is a messenger RNA of Auxenochlorella protothecoides, 1821 nucleotides long. Its product is annotated as putative serine/threonine-protein kinase drkA. The record is from RefSeq and is a predicted model, not a curated record. Lineage: Eukaryota; Viridiplantae; Chlorophyta; Trebouxiophyceae; Chlorellales; Chlorellaceae. The transcript is spliced from 7 exons. Bases 1 to 1821 code for a protein of 606 amino acids. Gene Ontology annotation, molecular function: ATP binding; protein kinase activity. Gene Ontology annotation, biological process: protein phosphorylation.